AUGUUGAAGGAAGCUGUCGCCUCUCAUGCUGGCGAAGGGAAGUGCCUGUGCGACCUCUUGGUCGGGGGUCGCUACUUUGACGACGCCGGAGCAACGCUUGCCACACUGGGAUUGGAGCCGAACACCGGCAUGACGCCCGUGGAGGCAGUCGUACAGAAGCUAGUCGAGCCUGGCACUUACGAAUGUGAGUGGGUGGAAAAGUUCAUGGAGCCGGUUACCUACUCUUGCAAGUUGACGAUUUCCGCCGACUUCACAUUCGUCCUGGAGCAGAGAGCCUCUUUCGAUGAAGAGGCCGCUAUCUCGGAGCCCGGCAAGGUUAAGUACGGGAACAAGUUCGUAUUCAACGCUGUGGAUCCGGUGCAUGCCAUUCGAUGUGACGAGGAGGCGCGCCUGUAUUUGAGCACUGGUUGCUGCCGCACUGCCGACGACGAGCUGCUGUUCGUGCGAAAAGUCGAGCCACAGACGAAUGCGGAAGAAGAAGCAGAGGCUUGCGAGGCCGCAGAGGAGAAGGCUGAUGCUGGGGAUGAUGUGCCGAACUGGGAGAGCUACCUCGACUCCUAA
Symbiodinium sp. CCMP2456 is the source of this 561-nucleotide messenger RNA. The record is from the annotation of a GenBank genome assembly. NCBI's taxonomy places the organism in Eukaryota, Dinophyceae, Suessiales, Symbiodiniaceae.